AUGAAAGCAGAAAGUCAAGGAACUCACGACAAGGAGCCGCCAAAGCAACGAUCAUUCAAGUCAAUUCUGAAAAUACUCGACAACAAUUACACGCACUCGCUCUCAAAAGCGGCUAUUCAUUUACAUUUCAAGGAGAUCGUCAGUGUCCAGAGUUACGACAAAGAGACAUGGGAUCAAUGGGAGAGUGGGUUAAUGAUGAUUGGACAAGCGGUUGGAAUGAACGAGCAUGCCCUGGAACGCCUUCGGUUGAAAGAACUGCGCAAAGCAAAGUCCUAUGCCAAACGCCCAAACUACAACGGAAAAUUCGGCUUCGCUGAGGUUAUUCGAUCAAGAGAAGACGCUGAACAGAUUAUCGACGGAAUCAACGGAGACAAAAACGAUCUCGUCUCGAUGCUUGUUAUUCACACUGAAGCGAUGCGAGCACUCAAAGUUGCAAAUAUGAGAAUGCAUCUUGCGUUGGGAGUAGAGGAGCACAAAGCCUUGUUGGCAAGGGAAUAUGCGGAAGAAUGCGAAGUGAUGCGACACGAGUUGGUCAACGAGAACAAAAAAUUGCGCACUCUGCUUGCCGCUCAUCGUGGACUAAACGCCGAAGAAAUCAAGGAAGAAUUGGACGAGUUUCUGGGCAAAAUGAACAACACUUCAUCGGACGGAUCUUUGUCGGAAAACGAUGACGAUGGAUUUGGAGAUGACGGGGAGAUUCUCGGUGCCGAGCAUUGUCCAUUCUUUAAUUCGGACACUCGGGUGGCCGGUAUUCGUCUUGCUCAACAACAGAUGCGUGCAGCGAUGAUGUCGUUUAAGCCUCAAGUCUCUCCAGCAAAGCCAAUUGUCAACCGAUCAAGCAUUCCGCCCAACAAGGGACCGCGUCUUGUUGCCAAAUUAUCCGAAGUUAUCUUCAAUGGGCAUAACAAGUCGACGCCUGCUAAGUGCAAGAAGAUAAAUGUUUCAUCAGGUGAUCUCAGCGGUUGCAGGGAUAUCAAAAUGCUCUCAUCGUGUGACCACAUUGCAGCAAAUGGCAUGCGCGAAGUGAUUGAGGUGUCCAGAGAUGCAAACAAUGUCGCACACGGAAAUAUGGAGAGCUCACCAAUCGGUCAACUGAAAGCAGAGAAACAAGAUGACGAAAUUUUUCUUAUUGAUGUGCCACGAACAGCUAUUGCAAGCGCCACCCCGCAACGACAUGUCACUUCAUUGAACAAGAAAAAUGAUGCACCAGUCGUUGGUCUCGAGUCGCCAAUCCGAACGCUCAUUUUGUCUCCUCGUGCUGUGAAUGGAAAUCCCGAACGGGCACAGAAAGCGAAGAUCGAUCUCGAGGACGGACUAUUGUCGCCGCUUCGAUUGCUCGAAGUGAAAGAAGCAAUUCGUGUUGAUGAAAAAGCACGUCUGGAAUUAGACGAGGAGGAAGAUGAAAUAAAGAAUGCGCAACACGAGAAGAACGCCUUCUCUUCACCACAUAUCACUCCUAUUCCAACUGCAUCAAGUGCUGAACCUUCACCGAUUAUCGAAUCAGAAGAGAGCGUUCCACUGUUUGGAUGGUUUUGCAAGUUCUCUUCGUUCUUCUCACCUUCACGUCAACACCAGCAA
This is a messenger RNA of Mesorhabditis belari, 1578 nucleotides long. The record is from the annotation of a GenBank genome assembly. NCBI's taxonomy places the organism in Eukaryota, Metazoa, Nematoda, Chromadorea, Rhabditida, Rhabditidae.